AUGCCGUCGCGAAGCGAUCAAGUGGUCGAAAAAGCCGUGGAACUCGAUAGGAUUACCUCUGUCAAGAGCAACAAGCAUCGCUAUGCCUCAUCGAACGUGCUGUUCAGUUCUGGUACUAGCACACCAGUCCGCCGUAGGCCGCUGAGCUCCGACACUUCACUUCCACAGUCACUGCUUCCAACGGUCUUGCAAGAUACUGCCGACCCCAAUCGAACGAGCGAACGUGAGCUCUAUCUUCUCAAAGUCUGUCGUGCUCUCAUGGCUUAUGGCGCACCUACCCAUCGACUUGAGGAGUACAUGUACUUGACAGCAGAAGUCAUCGGGCUUCGACUGGAGUCAUUCUAUCUACCAGGCAUCAUGAUCAUCUCCUUCAAUAACUCCAUCUGGCGGAGCAGAGAGGUUCACAUUGUCAAGACGCCGCAGACUCUUAACCUGUCAAAGCUGUACGACUCGCAUGAGGUGUACAAGAAUGUCAUUCACGAUAAGAUGGCCAUUGAAGACGCGAUUAUACGACUCGACGAAGUCAUGACCAGCAAAGACAAGUAUCCUCGCUGGUUGUGCGUCAUUAUGUUUGGCCUUGCUUCUGCAUGUAUUGGACCAGUUUCUUAUGGCGCAAGGCCUGUAGACUUGCCAAUCAUCUUUGUCUUUGGGUGCUUGCUUGGUUUCAUGCAGCUCAUCAUGGCCGAAAACUCGGAGUUGUACGCCCACAUCUAUGAAGUGUCCGCAGCCAUUCUGAUGACGUUCCUUUCGCGCGCCAUUGGCUCAAUCAAUUAUGGCGAUGGUCGCUUGUUCUGUUUCUCUGCUAUAUCGCAAGCAUCUCUGGUCCUGAUUUUGCCCGGGUUCAUAAUCACUAACAGCGCAUUGGAACUGCAGUCGAAGAACAUCAUCUCUGGGGCUGUACGGAUGGUUUACGGCAUCAUAUUCGUCCUCUUUCUGGCCUUUGGCUUCACUGUUGGAAGUACAUUAUAUGGCGCACUAGACGGUAACGCGACUUCUGCGACGACCUGUGAAGCUCCAUGGCCUUUCUGGUGGAAAGUCAUCUUUGUCAUCCCAUUCACCUUNUGCUACAUCAUUAUCAAUCAAGGCAAGUGGAANAAGGUCCCGGCAAUGUUGGUCCUAUCCAUGAUCGGAUGGCUUGUCAACUACUAUGCUGCUCAAGGCUUCUCCAGAAAGACGCACAUCUCCAAGGGGUUCGGCUCGAACAUACAGAUGGCGCAAAUGCUGGGUGCUCUGGCAAUCGGACUGGUAGCCAAUCUCUACUCACGCCUCGGACAAGGACUCGCUGUUGCUUUACUGCACCCCGCAAUAUUCAUUCAAGUGCCGGGGAGUUUCGCUGCAUCGGGAAGCUUGAUCAAUGCAGUUGCUAAUGCGGAUCUUCUCACGAAGCACAAAUCUGGCGAUGCUAUCUCGAGCGAUGGACUGGACAACAGUUCAUUAACGAACGCUGGUCUUGCCAUGAUCGAAAUUGCCAUUGGAAUCACUGUUGGCAUAUCCAUCAGCGCGCUUCUUGUUUACCCUAUACGAAAGAAGAGGAGGAGUGGUCUAUUCAGCUUUUAA
Molecule: messenger RNA, 1557 nt
Organism: Aureobasidium musti
Lineage: Eukaryota; Fungi; Ascomycota; Dothideomycetes; Dothideales; Saccotheciaceae
Source: the annotation of a GenBank genome assembly